Messenger RNA from Hevea brasiliensis (rubber tree), 2053 nucleotides. RefSeq names its product calcium-dependent protein kinase 11. NCBI's taxonomy places the organism in Eukaryota, Viridiplantae, Streptophyta, Magnoliopsida, Malpighiales, Euphorbiaceae. Gene Ontology annotation, molecular function: ATP binding; calcium/calmodulin-dependent protein kinase activity; calmodulin binding. Gene Ontology annotation, biological process: peptidyl-serine phosphorylation; protein autophosphorylation; intracellular signal transduction. The transcript has 7 exons. Gene Ontology annotation, cellular component: nucleus; cytoplasm. Bases 152 to 1660 code for a protein of 502 amino acids. The record is from RefSeq and is a predicted model, not a curated record.
UGCGGACAUCUGCCUGAUAUGAUCUCAGAAAUACGGAAAAGAGAAAAAGCUGAUGCAAAUUGCAGAUCCAAGAAAAAUGGCAGAUCGAAAGACUUAGAUCCAACACCAAAAUUGAUUUCAGAGAUCUUGCAGCAGCACCACCUACCGAGCAAUGAAGAAGCAAGCUACAUCAUCGUCAUCAUCAACAACCAAGCCCGCAAACACUGUUUUGCCAUAUCAAACCUCAAGACUCCGGGACCACUACCUGAUAGGCAAGAAACUGGGCCAAGGCCAAUUUGGCACUACAUAUCAAUGUACCAAUAAGGCCACAAACAAGCAAUAUGCUUGCAAAUCAAUCCCAAAGAGAAAGCUUCUUUGUAAAGAGGACUAUGAGGAUGUGUGGAGAGAGAUCCAGAUCAUGCACCAUCUCUCCGAGCACCCAAAUGUGGUGCAAAUCAAGGGGACCUAUGAGGAUUCCAUGUUUGUGCACUUAGUCAUGGAGUUGUGUGCAGGUGGUGAGCUUUUUGAUAGGAUUGUGGCAAAGGGUCAUUAUAGUGAGAAGGAGGCUGCUAAGUUGAUCAAAACCAUUGUUGGGGUGGUGGAGGCUUGCCAUUCCUUAGGGGUUAUGCAUAGGGAUCUUAAGCCUGAGAAUUUCUUGUUCGAUACCCCUGGUGAUGAUGCAAAGCUUAGGGCUACAGAUUUUGGGCUCUCUGUCUUCUAUAAGCCAGGUCAAUAUUUCUCUGAUGUAGUUGGGAGUCCUUAUUAUGUUGCACCUGAGGUUUUGCUCAAGCGUUAUGGACCUGAAGUAGAUGUUUGGAGUGCAGGUGUUAUUCUUUACAUCUUGUUAAGUGGAGUUCCACCUUUCUGGGCAGAAACUGAAUCAGGAAUUUUCAGACAGAUUUUAAAAGGCAAAAUAGAUUUUGAGUGUGACCCAUGGCCUAAGAUCUCAGAAAAUGCAAAAGAUUUGAUACGAAAGAUGCUUGAGAGGGAUCCAAGGAGCAGGAUUUCUGCUCAUGAAGUCUUAUGUAAUCCCUGGAUUGUGGAUGACAGAGUUGCCCCUGACAAACCUCUAGAUUCUGCAGUAUUGUCACGCCUGAAGAAAUUCUCAGCAAUGAAUAAACUUAAAAAGAUGGCUUUGCGUGUCAUAGCAGAAAGACUUUCUGAAGAAGAAAUUGGUGGCUUGAAAGAGUUGUUUAAAAUGCUUGAUACAGACAAUAGUGGGACAAUAACAUUUGAGGAACUUAAAGAGGGUUUGAAGAGAGUGGGUUCUCAAUUGAUGGAAUCUGAAAUCAAGGCUCUAAUGGAAGCGGCUGAUAUUGACAACAGUGGAACAAUAGAUUAUGGAGAAUUUCUUGCUGCUACUUUACACUUAAAUAAGAUGGAGAGAGAGGAGAACUUAAUUGCAGCAUUUGCCUAUUUUGACAAGGAUGGUAGUGGCUACAUCACAGUUGAUGAGCUUCAACAGGCUUGCAAAGACUUUGGUUUAGAUGAUGUUCAACUGGAUGAAAUGAUCAAAGAAAUUGAUCAGGACAACGAUGGACGAAUAGAUUAUUCGGAGUUCACUACUAUGAUGAGAAAGGGCGAUGAAGAAUUUGGAAGGAUGAGGACUAUGAGAAGCAAUCUAAACUUUAAUCUAGCUGAUGCCUUCGGAGUCAAUGAAUCAGUCCCGGCUACUAACUGAAGGCAUUGUUUUGUAUAUUUAAGCAACAUGCAGCAAUGAAGAAAAGAAGGCUACAGCUAAGUUCUGAAAGCUAUCUUUUACUCAGUUGGAAGGAUUCUAUUAUUCUUAGUUUUGAUGAUGAAGUUUUACAAGAGCUUAUUUAUGCUCUUUUAGAGUUUAACAAUAACAUCUUACCGACCCCAGAUGUUGGACAGUAACAAUUCAUCUAUCCCAUGAGGUUUUACUGCAGGAUCAGCAUGACCAUGACAGAAGCAGCAAAUUCGUCGAAGUAAAUGAAGUGUAGAUGCUAACGUUGUUGAUUUUCUAGCCUUGGGGCCAUGGUAUUGUUGUAGGCUUAGUGCUUUGAAAUGUGCUCGCUAUUCACAUUUUGUUCAUAAUAAAUAGUUUGUGUUA